Nezara viridula (southern green stink bug) is the source of this 366-nucleotide messenger RNA. NCBI's taxonomy places the organism in Eukaryota, Metazoa, Arthropoda, Insecta, Hemiptera, Pentatomidae. The record is from the annotation of a GenBank genome assembly.
GUUCAAGAUGGGGAACCAUUAGGAAGUACGAUGGAAACUAAACAUGGUGAGGAUCCUACAAAUGUACAAAGUAUUGAAAAAAUUGUAGUUGAUGAUAAUGAACAUUUGGAUGGAAGACCUACUGAUGAAGAAAUAAAGGAAACAAUUGAUGAUGGAAAGGAUUGUGGGACAAUUGUUAUUUCAGAAGGAUCCAUGACCGAAAUAGUCAAUGAUAGUGAGCCAUCCGGAGCUCAGAAAGAGAAGAACAUUGAUGAAGAAAAAGAAACAUUAAUUGAAAAGGAAUUACUGAAGGAAGAUGAGUCUAUGUCUGAUAACAUCAGCCCUGAUUCGCCAGUAGUAGAUGAGACUGAUGUUGGAAGAAAUUAA